Messenger RNA from Serpula lacrymans var. lacrymans S7.9, 4270 nucleotides. RefSeq lists its product as uncharacterized. Bases 1 to 4068 code for a protein of 1355 amino acids. The record is from RefSeq and is a predicted model, not a curated record. The transcript is spliced from 2 exons. NCBI's taxonomy places the organism in Eukaryota, Fungi, Basidiomycota, Agaricomycetes, Boletales, Serpulaceae. Gene Ontology annotation, molecular function: phosphoribosylformylglycinamidine synthase activity. Gene Ontology annotation, biological process: 'de novo' IMP biosynthetic process.
AUGCUCGUCCUUUACGGUCCUUCCGCCCUCUCAACGUCUAAGCGAAAUAGCCUGCUCGAACGUUCACAAAAAAUCUGUCCCAAUAUUGUAUCUCUCGACGCCGUUCAUCUCCACAUUCUUAAAUGCACCUCAGAAUCUUCUCAAUGCGAUCUUACUACAUGUGAAGACUCUUCAUACAGAAGAUCACUCGAUCUCCUGUUAGAUUACGGGGACGGUAUCCAGCUUCCAGGUACUUCACAAGCUCUCCAAAACGGACACAAUGUUGUCUAUGUCUUUCCCCGACCUGGUACAAUCUCACCUUGGUCCAGCAAAGCCACAGACAUUGCCGCAAUAUGCAACUUGGGGGGGCAUAUUGAGCGCCUAGAACGAGGAUUGGCUUUUGUCUUCAAAAAUGUAGGUGAUACUCUCCUGAGUAGUACGGAGGUGGCUUCCUUGUCACACCUCAUCCAUGAUCGCAUGACACAAGUCGUUCAAUCAGCCAUUCCUAAAGAAGAUAGUAUUUUUGAACACCAUCCUCCGAGUCCCCUUCGUACAGUUGAACUGAUCGGCGGUGGUGAAGAUGCUGUAUCCUCUCGGGAGAGGCUAUCUGCAGCUAAUAAGAGUCUGGGUCUCGCACUUGCACCUGACGAAGUGGACUAUCUGGUGGAUGCAUUCAUAUCUGGCCCGUCUCCUAUCAAUCGCAACCCCACUGAUGCUGAACUUUUCAUGUUCGCUCAAGUAAAUUCAGAACAUUGUCGACAUAAGAUCUUCAAUGCAUCUUGGACGAUCGAUGAAGUCCUUUUGGAUAGAUCAUUGUUUCAAAUGAUUAGAAACACUGAAAUCAUCAGUGGCACUGGCACCAUUUCCGCAUACUCUGACAACGCUGCCGUUCUGGAAGGCAAUCCAGCCUCUCGCUUCGGUGCUACUCGCCCAGGCUCGGUGAAUCUGUAUAACUCCUGCAUCGAGGACAUACCAAUUCUGAUCAAAGUCGAAACUCACAACCAUCCCACGGCUGUAUCACCAUACCCGGGGGCUGCUACAGGUUCUGGAGGCGAGAUCCGCGAUGAAGGAGCAGUAGGCAGAGGGUCCAAACCAAAAGCGGGUUUGGCUGGAUUCACUGUUUCCAAUUUACUCAUUCCUGGUUAUAACCAACCUUGGGAAACGGAUUUUGGUCGUCCAUCGCAUAUAGCAUCAGCUCUUGAUAUCAUGAUGGAGGGGCCUCUCGGCGCCAGCGCUUUCAAUAACGAGUUUGGCCGACCCGCACUCACUGGAUAUUUCCGCACAUUCUCUGAAUCUGUACCAGCGUCAGAAGAUGGCCAGGCUAGGGAGAUUAGAGGUUACCAUAAGCCGAUCAUGAUUGCCGGCGGAUAUGGGAAUGUUCGGCCUGAUUUUGCCAAAAAGAGCAGGAUAUCGCCUGGUGCAAAGAUUGUUGUUCUCGGUGGCCCCGGCAUGUUGAUUGGCUUGGGCGGAGGGGCGGCAUCUAGCCAGGUGUCAGGUGCAAGUUCAGCGGAGUUGGACUUUGCGUCAGUGCAAAGAGACAACGCCGAGAUGCAAAGGAGGUGUCAACAAGUUAUUGAUGCUUGUGUUGCUUUGGGUGACGACAACCCUAUUCAAAGCAUCCAUGAUGUUGGUGCUGGAGGGUUAUCAAAUGCUCUCCCCGAGUUGGUGCACGAUUCUGAGCUAGGUGCUAUGUUCGAAAUUAGGGACGUACUCGUUGCUGAUUCGUCGAUGUCGCCUAUGGAGAUAUGGUGCAACGAAAGUCAAGAGCGAUAUGUCCUUGCGAUAUCUCCAGAAGAGGCGAAUGUAUUCGAAAAACUCGCCAAGAGGGAGAGAUGUCCAUUCUCCGUAGUUGGGGUUGCGACGGAGGCGGAAGAGCUGAUUGUAACGGACCGCUUGCUCUCCUCAGAUGUAAUUCGCUUGAAGAUGUCCACUCUUUUUGGGAAACCUCCUCGCAUGUCAAGGAAAGACACUACCCGAAGAAUUGGAUUCAAAUCAUUUGACACGUCGCUUUCUUCAUACCUCCCUAAUGCCACUACUCUUCCCGAACGACUCUCUCUUGCAGUCUAUCGUGUUCUCCGAUUACCAUCUGUUGGGUCUAAGUCGUUCUUGAUUACGAUUGGUGACAGGACCAUUACUGGUCUCGUCACCCGAGACCAAAUGGUAGGGCCCUGGCAAGUCCCAGUUGCAGACGUAGCUGUUACGCGCUCAUCAUACGGCUUUGAUAUGACAUACGGUGAAGCAAUGGCCAUGGGAGAGCGAACACCAGUAGCUCUUCUCAAUCCAUCAGCCUCUGCACGGAUGGCUAUCGCAGAAUCGCUGACCAACUUGGCGGCAGCUUCUGUAUCAAGCCUCUCCCGCGUAAAAAUCAGUGCGAAUUGGAUGUGCGCUGCAUCGAAGGAAGGAGAAGGUGCAGGAUUAUAUGCUGCUGUAGCUGCCGUAGGUAUGGACCUGUGCCCUGCUCUCGGGGUGGGAAUUCCUGUUGGCAAAGACUCCAUGUCUAUGUCGAUGAAGUGGAAGGAUGGGGAAGAAUGUCACGAAGUGAGCGCACCGCUAUCACUGAUUGUCACUGCGUUUGCACCCGUAAAAGACGUCGACGCCACGUGGACACCUCAAUUGCGUACGGACACAACAGAACCCACCGUUCUUGUAUUCUUUGACCUGGCGAAUGGAAAGGAGCGUCUCGGUGGCUCUGGCCUUGCGCAAGUUUUCAAAGAGAUAGGCUCAGAGGCACCAGAUGUCGAAGAUGCUGCCGUGCUCAAGUCGUUUUUCCUUGCCAGUCAAAACGUGCGGAAAACAGAACCUGAUUUAGUUCUGGCGUACCAUGAUCGUUCGGACGGUGGUUUGUUCACAACUCUUGUAGAGAUGUGCUUCGCAGGACGUGUGGGUGCUAAGAUCUCUCUUGAUGCAUUGCACUCCGUUCAAGACCCGAUUUCCACCCUGUUUAACGAGGAGUUAGGUGCCGUGAUGCAAGUCCGCCAGUCCGACUUGCCCAAGCUAAUGAAAGAAUACGUUAAUGCGGGCUUCCCGUCAAGUUCUAUCCAUGUUAUCGGGCGCGUGAACGAAAAUCCAAAAGAUCAGACAUUCAGUAUUAUCUAUGACGCUACUGUCAUCUUCUCCAGUAGUCGUUCAAAACUCCAAGAAGCAUGGGCAGAGACGUCGUUCAGGAUGCAAUCCUUACGGGAUAAUCCAGUGUCCGCGCAGCAGGAGUACCAGCUCAUUGGUGACGAGUCGAAUACAGGGCUAUCCUAUGACCUCACCUUUUCGUACACGCCGAUGCCUCUCUUACCUUCUCGGCCCAAAGUUGCCAUUCUUCGCGAGCAAGGUGUCAACGGGCAGGUCGAAAUGGCCUGGGCUUUCACUGCUGCUGGAUUUGAUGCAGUUGAUGUCCAUAUGUCCGAUAUCAUCAGUGGUGAGGUUAGCCUGACCGGGUUCCGUGGGCUCGCAGCUUGUGGUGGAUUUUCGUAUGGGGAUGUCCUUGGCGCUGGGAAAGGCUGGGCGCAUUCAGUGUUGCUGAAUGAGAAAGCGCGAAAGGAAUUCGCCCAGUUCUUCCAGAACCAGGAGACAUUCACCCUCGCUGUAUGCAAUGGCUGCCAGUUCCUCAGCCAUCUCAGAGAGAUAAUCCCUGGAGCACAGGACUGGCCCGACUUUAAACCAAAUGCAAGUGAACGGUUUGAGGGCCGAGUGUCGAUGGUGGAGAUUGUUCCCGGUGAUGUGACUCGCUCGUCGGUAUUCCUGCGUGAUAUGGUCGGCUCGAAAUUCCCUGUUGCUGUAGCUCAUGGUGAAGGUCGGGCGGCAUUCAACGAUGAAGCCCGCCAAAAAUCGCUCGAAUCUGCGGGGCUAGUUGCCAUGCGCUACGUCGAUUCCCAAGGAGUGCCAACAGAAAUGUAUCCUUUGAAUCCGAAUGGCAGUCCCGGAGGGAUCACGGGAGUGCAGACCCCAGACGGGCGUAUCCUGGCACUCAUGCCGCAUCCUGAACGGGUGGUCACUCUGGAGAGCAAUAGUUGGUAUCCACCCUCGUUUAAGAAGACAUGGGGAGGUACAGGGCCUUGGUUUAAACUGUUCCAAAGUGCACGAGCUUGGGUAAAUUGAGUCAAACGAAAGGAUUGUAUAACAAAAAAAUUGCAAACGCGAUGGUGAAAAAUAGCCUGGGUAUCAAAAUUGAAAUGGUGACAAAUGGGGCCUUGCUAGAAGUGUAUUGGAUUUAAAUAUUGAAUGGGAAUGUACAUGUUACGAUCGCUACAUGUACAAGUGUUUUAGAAAUAGAAUGCGAGAAGUUAGCUGAUAACUACCC